Molecule: messenger RNA, 513 nt
Organism: Letharia columbiana
Lineage: Eukaryota; Fungi; Ascomycota; Lecanoromycetes; Lecanorales; Parmeliaceae
Exons: 1
Coding region: 1-513 (170 amino acids)
Source: RefSeq, a predicted model, not a curated record
AUGUCGAACCCCUACUACGGCCAAGGGCAGCCCAACGGCUAUAACCCAGCAGGUAACUCUGGCGGAAGAUACGAGCCCGACUACACCCCCGCCAACAACAACAACAACAACAACAACAACAACUACGCGCCAUCGCCGGACAUGAGCAACGGCAGACGCUACGACCUCGAACCCCGGACCCGGCGCGACCACCGCAAAGCCCCCCCGCUACGCCUCGAGCAGCAGCUCAGGCUCCUCGUCCGAAGACGAGCGCCCGGCCCACCGCUCCGCGAAGAAGGGCGCCGCCCACAAGGAUCCGUCGUCGUCGUCGUCGUCGUCGAACCGGCUCGACAAGGCCAAGGAGCGUUUCUCGACGUCGGACCGGGGGGUCGGCGCGGGCAUGAUCGGCGCGGUGGCGGGGGCCGUCAUCGCGCAGGAGGCGGCGCAGAGGAAUGGGAAGGGCAGUAUUGGGGCGACGAUUGCGGGGUUGGUGCUUGGUGGCUUGGCGGGGAAUGCGUUGGAGAGGGGGUAUGA